UGUAAAUGUCCCUCAGUAUGUGUUAUUUAUUUAUUUAGUUGUUUGUUUGUUUGUUUGUAUGUAUGUAAUUCCUCUCUCAGUCAGUCAGUCAGAAAUGGAGCUCGACAAACUUUGAGACUCAAGGAACGGAGCACUUCAAUAACUACAUCCCCGAUCGUCGUUCACAGCUUGCAUCAGUAUGAAGAUCCAUUUUUUACUGUGGCUUUUCCUAUUAUUUGUGAAUGGUGUGCCUGGUGCUAAGACAGAUGUUGUGCAGUCUGUAUCAGUGAUUGUGGGAGAUUCUGUCACUCUACAUACAGAUGUUAAUCAAAUACAGAGAGAUGAUGUGUUACAGUGGAGGUUUGGAGAAGAUCUCAUUGCUAGAAUCACUAGUGAGUCCGGUAAGAUCACAAUACUUGUUACUGCUAAUGAGAAAUUCAAAGACAGACUUAAGCUGGAUGAUCAGACUGGAAAUCUCAAGAUCAGAAACAUCAAAACCACAGACUCUGGACUUUAUAAAAUUGAGACCACCGGCACCAGUGGGUUAUCAUCAAAGACAUUCGAUGUCAGUGGUGUGACUGAUACGGUCUCAGAUGGAGUAAAGGUUGUGUCCGUGAUGGAAAGAGAUUCUGUCGUUCUGAACACCGGUGUUACUAAAAUACAGAGAGAUGAUCAGAUAACCUGGAGGUUUAUAGAAAAAGACACACUUGUAGCUAAAAUAAAUACAACAGCUGGAAUAUUCUCUACAUAUGAUCACAUUCUUGAUGGGAGAUUCAAAGACAAACUGCAACUGAACCAUCAGACUGGAUCUCUGACCAUUAUUAACGUCAGGCCCAACACCUCUGGACAUUAUGAAGUGAAUAUCACCAUGAGCGGCAGCAGUUACACCACACACAAGACAUUUGGUGUGAUUGCAAUUGAUGGAGAGAAUAUGCUGUCAGUGAUGGAGGGAAAGGUUGUCACUCUACGCACCAAUCUUACUGAAAUACAGAGAGAUGACAUCUUACUGUGGAGGUUUGAACAUGGAGACUCUGUCAUAGCAAAAAUCAACCCAAAGGAUAAAAUCUUCUCCAUAUUUGAUGGUGCUGAUGGAAUAUUCAAAGACAGACUGGAGCUGGACCAUCAGACUGGAUCUCUGACCAUCACAAACACCAGAACUGAAGACACUGGAUUUUAUCAUCUUGAUAUCACUAGCAGCAGACGGACCAUAUUAAAGAGAAUCAUUCUUUCUGUCUUUCAUUCAGGUCUGUCUUCAGCUGCUGCAACAGGAAUAAGUGUUAGUGUUGUUGUUGGUGUUGUUCUGCUGGCCAUUAUUGCAGCUUUGGUUUACUGUUACCGCAAGGCUUUCAACUAUCGACCAGCAAAUGAAACUGGAUAUUAAGGACACAGACAAAUCUAAUAAUCAGACAUUGAUGGAGAGCGAUGAAGUGGAGAAGAAAGAAUGAUCAGAAAGUGACUCAAGUUUUGAUUUAAUGAUGAUGUCAUGAAUUACUCCUCUGGAAUACAGCUGGAAUCUCUUGUUUCAUGUGCUUUAUACCUUUUCUUCCAUUUUCUUAAUUUUUAAGUCUUGCAAAUAUCCAAAAAAGGGAAACACAGUAGAGAAAUUAACUUGGUUUUAUGCCAAAAUGAUAGAAAUAUUUGUAAAAUUAAUGAUCAAGCAUUGACAUUUUGUUCAGGACUCAUAAAUUUCGACCUGGCUUUUUAUACUGUGUCUAUUGGAGCAACAUUGUAUUCAUAUACAUGCAUUUGUGUAUACCUAACAAAAUUUGUGGCAUUUGGUUACAAAUUCUGCUAGUCAGCUUUUUUUAAACUUAUCAGCAAGGUAAAAUAACGAAGCUAACAUGGUUUUGUUAGGUUUUGGCAAAAUUGUUAGAAUGACUUGUGAUAGUCCUGGUAGAAUCAAAAAGAAUGGGUUGAAAAUUACCAAUCAAUAAUGUUUUGACAUGCAUUGAAAAUGUGUUUAUGAAUUUUUGUGUUCGUAAGUUUUCUUUAUAAUUGUAAUAACUGUAUAAUUUCCAGCUUGUUUAUAUUAGUAUUAUAUUUUUAUUUAGUAUUAUAUUAAACCUAAUUUAUAUCAAUAUUGUCACUGUUUCUCCUAUCUAUUACAUUUUCUGUUUUCUAGGAUUUUCUGUUUCCAUUUUUCUCUGUGUUCACUUCCUAUGUUUAGUUCCUGUUGUUGUUUUUAUAGUUUCUAUAGUUUGCUAUAUGGUUAUUGAUUACUCGCACCUGUGUCUUGUUAGCCUGUUAUUAUCCUGUGUGUAUAUAACCCUGUAUUUCAAAAGUCUGUUGUUGGUUGUUGUCUUUACAUGUGUUUUGUAAAGCUUUUGUGUUCUUGCUUCCUGUUUAGAUUUAUGUUUCUCUUGUUGGAUUAUCUUAUUGUUGUCCUCAUCUCCACCUGUAUUAAUAAACUGCUGC
Messenger RNA from Ctenopharyngodon idella (grass carp), 2394 nucleotides. RefSeq lists its product as uncharacterized. The record is from RefSeq and is a predicted model, not a curated record. Lineage: Eukaryota; Metazoa; Chordata; Actinopteri; Cypriniformes; Xenocyprididae. The coding region runs from base 179 to 1360 and encodes 393 amino acids. The transcript has 6 exons.